Messenger RNA from Esox lucius (northern pike), 3185 nucleotides. RefSeq names its product polyribonucleotide nucleotidyltransferase 1, mitochondrial. The record is from RefSeq and is a predicted model, not a curated record. Gene Ontology annotation, molecular function: 3'-5'-RNA exonuclease activity; polyribonucleotide nucleotidyltransferase activity; RNA binding. The transcript has 28 exons. The coding region runs from base 263 to 2575 and encodes 770 amino acids. Lineage: Eukaryota; Metazoa; Chordata; Actinopteri; Esociformes; Esocidae. Gene Ontology annotation, cellular component: mitochondrion; cytosol. Gene Ontology annotation, biological process: mitochondrial mRNA catabolic process; mitochondrial RNA 3'-end processing.
AGAGGUAUUUUACGAUUCCAAUAGUGUUUCCGAAAUCCCCAUCUCUGGUGCAGCAUAAUAGUUUCAUGUUCCUGGACGUAAAAACGAAAUUAACGCACCUCUUGUUAUGGCGAUACACAAAUAAUGGCCAAUCACAGGACCCGUUAUUACGUAUUUCCGUGCAUGUACACUGUCAUGUCAGCCCACAUGCGCACCACAGUUGUGUGAAGGAUACAUUUUUCCAUUAAAAAUAAAUAUUUUAUGUUAGUUCUCCUCGAAUAAUAUGAGAAAUUUACUGAGGCUUGGGCCAUCGCUUGUCCGACUAAACGUGCGGUUGUGUCACCAGACCGUGUGGAACAGCCAUGGAACAAUAAGAAAAGUCGAAGUAGACUUGGGGGAAAAAAAACUUGAGAUCUCCACAGGGAAACUUGCCAGAUUUGCAGAUGGGUCAGCUGUUGUGCAGCUUGGAGAUACAACAGUGAUGGUGACUGCUGUCAGCAAAACUAAACCAUCCCCCUCCCAAUUUAUGCCACUCGUGGUGGACUACAGGCAGAAAGCAGCUGCUGCUGGUAGGAUCCCUACUAACCACCUUCGGCGAGAGUUGGGCUCCACUGAAAAUGAGAUUCUGACCAGUAGGCUUAUAGACAGGGCAAUCAGACCUCUUUUUCCAGCUGGUUAUUUCUAUGACACUCAGGUCCUAUGUAACCUGUUGGCAGUCGAUGGUGUCAAUGAUCCUGAUGUACUGGCCAUUAACGGAGCCUCAGCAGCUCUUGCCCUGUCUGACAUUCCUUGGAAUGGACCCAUUGGUGCUGUGCGCAUUGGUCUGGUUAAUGGGGAGUUCCUGGUGAACCCAACCCGAAAGGAAAUGGCUUCCAGCACUCUCAACCUCAUUGUGGCUGGUGCGGCACUCAGCCAAGUUGUGAUGAUCGAGGCAUCUGCUGAGAACGUGUUACAGCAGGACUUCUGUCACGCUAUCAAGGUUGGCGUGAAACACACACAACAAAUCAUACUGGCUAUUCAGCAGAUGGCCAGACAAGCAAAGGUGUCCAAGCGCACACCGUCCAAAACCUUUUCUGCUCCCUCAGAAAUGAUUGAGCUUGCACGAAACUUGGCCUCUGAAAAGGUCUAUGCUGUUUUCACAGACUACACUCAUGAUAAAAUCUCCAGAGAUGAUGCCAUUAACAAAAUACGAUUAGAAACAGAGGAACAAAUUAAAGAGAAAUAUCCUGACGCAGAACAUUUUGAGGUGAUUGAGUCUUUCAACAGUGUGUGCAAGGAAGUCUUUCGCAAUUUGGUUUUGAAUGAAUACAGAAGAUGUGAUGGAAGAGACCUGACAUCAUUGAGAAACAUUAAUUGUGAGACAGACGUCUUUAAGCCUCUACAUGGGUCUGCUCUUUUCCAGAGGGGACAGACACAGGUACUGUGCUCUGUAACUUUUGAUUCAUUGGAGUCAAGUGUUAAAACCGACAUCAUCACUACAGCGUUAAGUGGAAUCAAAGACAAGAAUUUCAUGCUUCAUUAUGAGUUCCCGCCUUACGCAACCAAUGAGAUUGGAAAGAUGAGUGGAAUGAACAGAAGAGAGCUUGGUCAUGGGGCACUGGCCGAGAAGUCUCUGAGACCUGUGAUCCCGAAAGACUUCCCGUUCACUAUUAGAGUCACCUCUGAGGUUCUGGAGUCCAAUGGGUCCUCGUCUAUGGCAUCAGCAUGUGGAGGCAGUCUGGCUCUGAUGGAUGCUGGUGUGCCUAUUACAUCAGCUGUAGCAGGUGUUGCUAUUGGACUUAUUUCCAAGGCAAACCCAGAAAAUCCAUCGGAAAUCCAAGACUAUCGAAUACUGACUGAUAUCCUGGGAAUAGAGGACUAUCUUGGAGACAUGGACUUCAAACUAUCAGGAACAAAUAAGGGUAUCAAUGCAUUACAGGCUGAUGUGAAGAUACCAGGAUUACCUCUGAAACUUGUAAUGGAGGCCAUUCAGCAAGCAACGGCUGCUAAGAGGGAGAUUUUAGGCAUCAUGAACAAGACCAUUUCCAAGCCUAGGGCUAACAGAAAGGAAAAUGGCCCCGUUGUAGAAAAUGUCAGAGUCCCUGUCUCCAGACGAGCACGCUUUGUUGGGCCAGGGGGCUAUAACCUCCGCAGACUACAAGCUCAAACGGGUGUAACGAUAAGCCAGGUGGAUGAGGAAACCUUCUCUGUGUUUGCACCUACUCCUGGUGCCAUGAACGAAGCCCAGGAGUUCAUUACAGACAUCUGCAAGGAUGAUCAAGAGCAGCAGUUAGAGUUUGGAUCUGUUUACACUGCAACCAUCACAGAAAUAAGGGACAUUGGUGUCAUGGUGAAGCUGUAUCCCAACAUGAGUGCUGUUCUGCUCCAUAACUCUCAGCUGGACCACAAACGGAUCAAACACCCAAGUGCUCUUGGAUUAGAGGUUGGUCAGCAGAUUCAGGUUAAAUACUUUGGGCGUGACCCAACAGAUGGCAGAAUGAGGCUUUCAAGGAAGGUGUUACAAUCUCCAGUAGCAACAGUUGUUAAGACAUUGAGUGAGAAACAGAGCAUCAGCAUGGGCACCGGGAAUGACCAAGCAACUAGCACCGCCUCUUGAAUCUCCUUGUCCUCCUAGUCUAGGUGACCCACUGUCAAUUGGCAUGCAUCUUAAAGGACAAUUACCAUUUGGUUUCUAAUCCUAAAGUCGUUUUUUAUGCUAAGAGAAAUUGUAAUGGUUCAGUUUUUCUUUAAACAGCUAUUACUAAAUAAUGCUGUCUAUAGCCUCAACUUGCUCAAUAUCAAUGGAGAUGAUCACUGUGGUGGCGUGUUUAUUUUUAUUGGCCAAGAGAACUGUACAUAACAUCAAACCAAACGUGACACUUAUUUCAGGUAGCUUUUAGUGUUUUUGGUCACAUUCCCACAGAGAAAAAAAUUGAUUAGAUAAUUGAAUCAUUCCAUUUCCUCUUAGCCCAUGAAUCACCAUCUUAUCAAUUUAAAAAAGAAAAUGCAUUUCUCCCCUAAAGACUUAAAAUCUUGACUUCACUGAACUUGUUGGUUGCUGAUGUUGCCAAUGAUAUUACCUUUGUCUGGAUGGCGACAUUGUCCUUAGCUAUAAAUGAAACAUUUGCCAGGAAUUAUGUUAGGUUAGACGGUUGUUUUGUUAAUGCUAGGCAUUUGUUUGUAUAUAUUUUAUAAAAAGUGCAAUAAAUAUGUAAAUGAACAAUUUA